Molecule: messenger RNA, 1191 nt
Organism: Diaporthe amygdali
Lineage: Eukaryota; Fungi; Ascomycota; Sordariomycetes; Diaporthales; Diaporthaceae
Exons: 1
Coding region: 1-1191 (396 amino acids)
Source: RefSeq, a predicted model, not a curated record
AUGGCUUCGAUCACCAACGCAAACGAGGGCGGCACCAAAGCCAGCCCCGACGCUGUUCCCAAGAAGUCCCACAACCUGAGCAUCGUCUACAUCGACCACGAGCUGGACAAGCCGACCCUUUAUCCCACUAAAGAUGAACCGAACAAGAACGGCAACCGCCCCAACUGGACCCUUGUCUACAUCGACCACCAUCUCGACGGCCCAGGACCGCCUAACACCAACCAAGAACUCGCGGCUCAGGGCACAGUGGCGCAAGGCCGAACAUGUUUGUUUCGCCUGCCGCUGGAGCUGCGCAUCAUGAUCUGGGAGCUGAUUCUUCCUGGCAAGCGGGCGUUGCGAGCCAGGGCAGGGUUUAGACAUGUUGUAAACAGUCACCGUGAGAGCAGCUCCAGAGAUGUCAAGGGCUGCCAAGGCGAAUGGUUCAUCAGAGUCCAUGACUGGAAUUUUCGCUAUGACAACGACUUUGAGUUAGAGAUCCCAAAGAUCCUACAAAUCUGCAGGGAAUCCCGUGGCGUUGCGCUGCAGCACGGUUCAUUCGUCUUUCGUCAUCGCGGCAACAUUCACGACACUGGAAUUUGGUGGAACUCCGAUCUAGAUGUCCUCGGCUUCGACAAGUCUUGGGAUCUGGAUCUACAUAGAUGGGCCCUCGGCCACCUGGAUGGCCUUGAGCACGUAAAGCAUGUGGCAAUUGACGAAAACCAAGCCCGGUCAUUCUGGUACGAUGCAGGUUAUGGGGAUAGUCCUUGGACCACCUCCUGCGAGCUUCGUGAGCCACUCGCCGUGAAGUUUAGAUUCCUGGAGACUCCCGGCAGACGCCAUUAUAUUUUGGAGUUCUUUCCCCAUUUCCAGCAAUUAACCAUCAUCUUCAUGAACCUCUGGAGGAAGAAGUUUGUUCAGUGGAUGAGAAAGCGAGAAGGUUUCAGUCGUACUUUUGUACCAGAGGAGGAUACGUACAGUACUACAUUUCGUCUGGGGAGCGACAUUAAAACAGCCGUGAAUGAAUUGACGACAUACCGGAAACUGUGCAUGCAAACGGGAAUGAAGAUAAUUCCAGGGUUCCGCGCUUAUGGCGACCUCGCUGACGGACCGAUCUACUCAGUCAAGAGCGACGACAUUAAGGUGGAUGACCUAGGUCACUGGAUCGGAGCAGGAUUCGAAGAUUGCCAAAUCGAUGGUUUGGCGCCAUUUUAG